AUGGGUGAAUUAGAAAGAGAAAAAAGUAUCAUUAUUAUACAAAAAUGGGUCAGAGGUUGGUUAGUUAGGAAACAACAUUUAGAAUUUUUUAAAAAGAUUAAAAUUAGAAAAUUUGUAAUAAAUGAAAUCAUUGGAUUUGAAAAGACAUAUAUAUCAAAGAUAAAUUAUUUAUUGGAAAACUUGAAAAUACCAUUAUUACAAAAUACAAAUAUAUCACAUGAUAAAGUGAAUAACAUAUUUUCAAAUAUUGAAGAAAUUAGAGAAUUACAUAUAACAAUAUAUAAUAAAUUAAUAGAAACAAAACCUUUAAUUAUAACUGAACUUUAUUUAGAAAUGUUACCAAAAUUUACAAUUUAUUAUCCAUAUGUUAAAAAUUAUAAUAAUGCAUAUAAAAUUUAUUCAACAUUAUCAGAAGAGGACGAAGAGUUUGCACAAUUAGCAGAAUCAUUUGGAUAUUUACCAAGUUUUUUAAUUUUACCAGUACAACAAACACCAAGAUAUCUAUUAUUAUUUAGUGAAUUAGCAAAGAAUACAAAUAUACAAAAUAGUGAUUAUAAAAAUAUGCAAAAAUUAAUUGAAACAGUUAGAGAAACUGCAAAAGAAAUUAAUGAUUGUAUAACUUCAAAUGAAAAUGAUGAUGAUGAUAAUAGUACAUUUAGUAAUAGUAGUAGUGGUAGUAGUAAUAAAAGUAAUAAUUCAAAUAGUAUUAAAAGACCAGCAUCAGCAUCAUCAAAAAGAAAACCAAGAAAUAGUAUUGCAAUGCAUAAGAAAGCAAUUGAUGCAGUUUUAUCAGAUGGUGCUGGCAAUAAUAAUAAUGAUUAUUCACAUUUACCUUCAUAUCUUAGACCAACUCAAGCAAGUUCAGCUUGGUCAAGAUCAAAAGUUGAACUUUCACCAUCACCAAAGUGGAGAUUCUCUCAAACUGUUCAAGAUAGACAAUAUAUUUAUGAUAAUCCAUUACCAACUGGUAUUAGUCCGUAUUCGGAAUUAUUCUCUGAGAAUAAACUUCAUACACCAAAGAAACAAUCAACUACCUCUUCACAACAAAACCAACCUUGGAAACCAUCUUUAAAAUCAACUACUUCAAUACAAGAUAAUUGUCAUAAAAUAACUAAAAAUACAACUUUUCGACCAAUUUCACCACCACCUCCAAAACCAAAUUUUUAUACAGUUAAUAAUAGUAAUAAUAACAAUAAUAAUAAUAACAAUAAUAAUAAUAAUAAUAAUACCAAUAAUAAUAAUAAUAAUAAUAGUAUGAGUAGUAGUAUUAGUAGUAUUGGUAGUGUAAAUAGCGGAAUUAGUAAUGGGAGUAAUGGCGGGAGUAGUGGUGGGAGUACACCAUUAAAACCAACAAAUUAUCCAUUACAAACAAUUACAAAUACAGAAAUUCAAUUAUCUCCAUCAUCUUCUUUAAAACCUCCACUUUCACCAUUAAGACAUUCUUCUCCUUUCAGUGAAAAAGUUCUUAUUGAAAAGUUAUCAAUAAAUUCUUCAACAACUGCAACAACUGCAAUAGCAACAACUGCAACGGCAACAACAACAACAACAACAACUUCACAUCAUCAUCAACAUACAAUUGAACAACCACAACUACAACAACAUUUUCAUCAACAAAUAAAAUCAACAGCAACAACAACAACAACAACAACAACAGCUACAACAACAUCAAGUGCAUCAACAACAUCAACAGCGCCAACAAAUUUAAUAACAAGACCAGUAAAAAAAUCUCUUUCCUCAACUAAUUUAUUUAAUAAUCAAAACUACUCACCAAGUGGAAGUAGUAGUAGUCAUAGUAGUAGAACUACUUCACCAAUUAAUACAAAUAUAACUUCACACUCUUCAACUAAUAAUAAUGUUAAUAAUAAUAAUAAUAAUAAUAAUAGUAAUAAUAAUAACAGUAAUAAUGGUGACAAAUCUGAAAAAACAACACCUUUGUCGGUGGUUGUUUCUCAAUAA
Dictyostelium discoideum AX4 is the source of this 1956-nucleotide messenger RNA. RefSeq names its product RhoGEF domain-containing protein (gene gxcEE). Gene Ontology annotation, molecular function: guanyl-nucleotide exchange factor activity. NCBI's taxonomy places the organism in Eukaryota, Evosea, Eumycetozoa, Dictyosteliales, Dictyosteliaceae. The transcript is spliced from 5 exons. The record is from RefSeq and is a predicted model, not a curated record. Bases 1 to 1956 code for a protein of 651 amino acids.